AUGUGCCAAGGGAAAGAGAUAAAGCAGAUAGUGGCUGGGAGUUAUGCAAGGCCAACACAGCUGAUAGACGUGGCCCAUCCUGAAGCUUUGUUCCCAGGUGCAGUUCAGGAACACCAGACUUCAACUGAGUAUCUUCUAAACCGCAGUCGUCCCCAUUUAAAACCCCUGUCCACCCUGAACCUGCAACGUAGGGCAUAUCAGCGCCCAUUCAGGAGUUUCCUACUCUGGGGAGGCUUUGUGUCCACAUCCCCCGUGGGACUGGUGGCCGCAGUCGGUGCUACUGGGCUGCUGGCAGGGCCGCAGGCAGCGCUGGCCUCUCUGCUCUCGCCUGGGAAGCGCAGCAGCAGAAGGCAGCGAAGUUUCUCUCGCGGUCCCAGAAGCCUGGGGACAGGCAGGGGGCAACUCCGGACCUGGCAGGUGCCUGCCUGGCAGGAGCGCUCCCGGGGGCAGCGAGCGGAGCCGGCGACAAAAGGAGGACGGUUUGCGCAAAACCUCAGGGGCCGGCUUUGGAGACGGAGGGAAAAAAAAGAAAUAAAAAUAAUAAUAAUAAAAAAGAAAAAAUCCCGGAGCGCGGCGACGAGCCCCUGGCAGCGGUCCCCGGAGCGCCGGGUGGCCGCGGGGGGGUCCGGGGAGCUCCGCAACCGCAGCUCGGGGGGCGCCCGGCCCCGCGCAACCCCCGCGCCCCGCAGCCCCCCCGUUCCCUCCAGCUCCCCCCUCCCCGUCACUCCUCCCGACCCUGCGCUUCGCUCUGCUUUCCCCCGCCGUCGGGGCCGCCGCGAGGAGCGCGGGGAAGAAGUUUGCCAAAGUUUCAGAUAUUUUUUCUUUCCUUUUUUUUUUUUUUCCCUUUUUUUUUUUUUUUUUUCCCCUCCCCGCUCCUUGCGCCUCGCCGCGGGGGCGGCGGGCAGGGGAGCGGGGCGGGCGGCCGGCAGCUCGCCGGCUGCAGGUGUGUGCGAAGGCUCCCGUCGGGAGGCUCCGCAGGCUGCAGCGCCGCACGGAGCCCCCUCCGGCCCGCACCCCCGGACCCCCCCACGCCCCGUCCCCCCGCCCUCUCUGCCGGGUGGGCUCCGCAGAGCACCGCGGCGGUGCCCCCGGCGCGGCCCCGUCCGUCCCCCCCCCCGUGCCCGUGGAGCGCCGCCGAAGGAGCGGGAGCGACUCACUCAUGGGAGCGCGGCGGGCGAGGCCGGCGACACCUCCGGCUUCCGAGGCGCCGGCGAAGUUAAUUGCACUGAAGUUCAAGUUGUCUUUUCACCCAUCAGGAGUGGGCGUUUAAAGGAAGGAGAGCGAGGAGGAGGAGGGGGAGGGGGGAGGGGGGAGAGUCGCUCUCGCUCUCGCUCGCUCUCGCACACACACACGCACACACCCGCACACACACACACACACACGGAGGCACAGCCAGCCAGCCACACGCACAGACACACGGACACACGCACACAGCCACACGCGCGCACCCGCCCGCUCGGCUCCGCUCCCGAGCUGCCUCAGCAAGGAGGAGCCCGGACGGAAACCACCAGGGCAGCAAGAGUCCUGAUUUCAGGGAAGUGAGUGCAGAUCAUUCAAAGAAUCACUCUCCAAUGCCAUCAGCAUUACCUGCCAAAAAUGAAAGUGGCAUAUGAAUCACAAUAAUUCACUCAUGAUUUUGUGGAUAUAGAGCCUGCCAAGGAACAUCAGAAAUCCACAUGUUGUUCCUGAGUUUUAUGGACUUUGAACAGUGGUAAAAGUAAAUUUAUCCAAAGACCAUCUUAUUGAUGACCCAUCCUAUAUGAACCACAAACAUAACAUAUUAAGAGAAAGACAAUAUUAACUGAAAAUAUGAAUGUCCAGGUGUUUAUCUUUCAAGCGAGGUGGUGAAAUUGGUGAACCAGAAGACUGAAACUAUGUCAGAAGCCUUUCCUGAGGUGCCUCUUGUUGAAGUGUUACUGUGCCAUAAUGAUUUGGAAAUAUGCUUUUGUGUGAGAAGAGCUAUCAGAUCCUCUGGGAAAUAUUGCAGAUACUUUCCAGUUCCUUUCAGACAUGCAAAUACAUUAAUGUUUAGACAUGAGUAGAGAGUAGAGGUGGGGAGUAGAGUAGAGCAGGGAGUGGAGUGGUGUGGGGUUAAUGCCUCUGCAUAUAUCACAGAACCAAAUAAAUACAUGCUUUUUUUUUUUUUCUUUUUUUUCUGAAUCUGAUGUUAGUGGAGGCUUGGAAUAAAAUGGUCAUUAUUAAGAAGAAACACUGCAUAAAUGUGUGCAUACUUGAGAGUUAUGUUGACCCAUGGCUGAUAGAGAAGACCAUCUCCUGCCUGUUGUUACAGAUGAUCGUCAGAUCAACAGAACUCUCAGUAAUGCUCAAAUACUUGUGUCAUCCCCAAGUAGCACGCACCUUAUAAAGAAUGGCUUAUUUCCAGCUCAUAGUGUACAGCUACAGUUAUAGCACUGAAAAACACUGCAUGCUACCUAGUACUUAUGAUUCCUUGCUUUCUUCAUGAUUUGCUUUAAAUUGAGCGCAUCAGAAACUUUUUUUUUUUUUCCCUAAGAAGCUACAAGAAUGGUAGCCUACGUAUUGUAAUAUGUUCAUACACUUGUGAAACAGAGCAAAAAGACUGCUCACUAGCAAGGUCUGUCUGUAACUGUCUCAGCAGCUUAAUGAAAUGUUAAGACUUGGUUUGAGCAACUGUUCUCCAACAACCAAUAUUAGCAUUAUCUGUUGUAGAUGAAAAUGUCAGUAAAAAAUACAACCAUUCUGGAGAGGCCUUCCAUGCAUAUUUUAAAUGCAAGUGGCCAUUAUCAGCUUUAUCAGAACCAUAUCUGAUGUCUGAUAUCACUGGUGGCUCAGUGGAAGAGAUCCGGAUGACUUUUUUUUCUGAACAUGGCAGCUACUUCAGAGUAUUUCUGCAGUCUUCUGUUAUCUCACUAUCUGUUGGCUAGAAACCAAUCUCCUGAACUUAGGCCUAUGUCACCUCACUACCUGAAUGCCUCUUCUAAAAAUUUGUUCACUGAAAAGUGCAUCAUGUCAAUAACAAAUUCAUCUGUCCUUCUCCAGACUGGCUUGAGUUUCCUCUAGUCAUUCACUGAAGGUUCUUUUUCCAAGCCCUGAUGCUACACAGUACCUCAAUCCAUUCAGCUUCUCUUCAAGAUGGUAACUACUUUCCGCUCCACUUUCUGCUGCUGCAGAUCUUUUGAUUACCUAAGAAAGUAAAUUGCAUCCUGUAGAUUUCCUCUUAUAACUUCUGCUUUACAGAAGAAAAGAUCAACUUGUGGCAGAUGCGUCAACAACGUCAGACUCGCUUCUCUGUUGUCUGAUUGCCCUCUCCACCUUCUGUUGAUCUGAAACUUUCAUUUUGGAAAGGAUUGAAGGGUUGUAUUAAUAUUUGUGUUAACCACUUUUUCCUGCACAUUGUCUGCUCCUUCCCCUUGGCGUCUGGCUUGUCUUGGCUGCUUUUAAAAACUCUGUUGCCUCUAGUGAGGCACUGCCAGAUUAGACCAGUGAAGAGAAACCAGGUGACUGUCUACUUUUACAAAUAUAGGUUGUGUAUAAUAAAUUCAGGUUUUACAUCUAA
Anas platyrhynchos (mallard) is the source of this 3535-nucleotide messenger RNA. NCBI's taxonomy places the organism in Eukaryota, Metazoa, Chordata, Aves, Anseriformes, Anatidae. The record is from RefSeq and is a predicted model, not a curated record.